Molecule: messenger RNA, 963 nt
Organism: Pestalotiopsis fici W106-1
Lineage: Eukaryota; Fungi; Ascomycota; Sordariomycetes; Amphisphaeriales; Sporocadaceae
Product: alpha-L-arabinofuranosidase axhA-1
Exons: 1
Coding region: 1-963 (320 amino acids)
Biological process (GO): L-arabinose metabolic process
Molecular function (GO): alpha-L-arabinofuranosidase activity
Source: RefSeq, a predicted model, not a curated record
AUGAAAUUCUCGAACCUUGCCGCCAGCAUCGCGUCCUUGACGACCGUCGUGGCGCAGUCGUGCUCGCUUCCAUCAACCUACAGUUGGAACUCGACCGCGGCGCUGGCCACUCCAAAAUCUGGAUGGGUCUCGCUCAAGGACUUUACCACUGUUGUGUACAAUGGCCAGCACCUCGUAUACGCGACGUACCAUGACACCGGCUCUACCUGGGGUUCAAUGGCCUUUGGUCUCUUUAGCGAUUGGAGUGGCAUGGCGUCGGCGAGCCAGACGCAGAUGACCUCGAGCGCCGUGGCGCCAACCAUCUUCUACUUUGCGCCCAAGAGCGUCUGGAUCCUCGCCCAUCAGUGGGGUCCGACGACUUUCUCUUACCGGACUUCAAGCGACCCGACCAAUGCGAAUGGAUGGUCGUCAGCACAGCCGCUGUUCACGGGAACCAUUUCUGGUAGCGGCACAGGAGCUAUCGAUCAAACGCUCAUUGGAGACUCCACAAACAUGUAUCUGUUCUUUGCCGGAGACAAUGGCAGCAUCUACCGGGCCAGCAUGGCCAUUGGCAAUUUCCCUGGCAGCUUUGGCACGGCCUCGACGGUCGUCAUGAGCGACUCGUCAAACAAUCUGUUUGAAGCAGUCCAGGUAUACACGGUCUCCUCGAACCAGUACCUCAUGAUUGUCGAGGCCAUUGGGUCCAACGGACGCUACUUCCGCUCGUUCACGGCAACGAGCCUGGGCGGCUCCUGGACGGCGCAGGCCGCGACGGAGAGCAACCCGUUUGCCGGCAAGGCCAACAGCGGUGCGACGUGGACCAACGACAUUAGCCACGGCGACUUGGUCCGCACCAACCCGGACCAGACAUUUACUAUUGAUCCGUGCAACCUGCAGCUGCUCUACCAGGGCCGCAGUCCUUCGAGCAGCGGCGAUUACGGUCUUUUGCCUUAUCGACCUGGUGUGCUGACGCUGAAGAGAUGA